AUGGAAGCGAGUGCGAGUUUUCAAAGUCUGAACACCAAUCUGAACAGCGAGAUGAGCGAUUUGGUGCAUCAGGUGAGCGUUUCGAACGAUUCUCACAGAAAACGGUCGAAAUCGCAGGCGGAAGAGUGGGCGAUCGUGCCGACGGAAGAGCCGAGGGCCCAGUGGAUCAUGAAUCAGGUGCUCACUCGGGCCGCCGUCAUUCUGCUCGAGCAAAUGGGGAUCAAGACGGGCGAAGAGUUCGAGAAGCACUUCGGCGCGCAAAUUCGAGAGGAGAAGGAGCUGGAGGUGGCGAGGGACGAGGUCGCCCAUUCGGCCGCCGUCUCCCCAAUGUCCGUCGAGGAAUUUCAGGUGCGAAUUGAAUUCGCACGAAAACUCUUGAAAUGCCCCUUUUCAGAGUAUUCUGAAGAACGGCUGGGCGCAACUGGACGAGCCGCUGUCCGGUUCUCUGUUCCACGGACGACGUCGCACCUCGAUGCUCGCCGACCUCAUUCCGAUGUCGCCGAUCGUCUCGGAGUGCAGCCAAAUGUCGCCGGAGAAGAAGAGAUCGCCGCCGCAGAGAGUUGCCGAGAAGGCCGUGUUCGAAAAACCGCUCUUCGUCACUUCUACGCCGAAACCGAAGCGGAAAACGCACGUGGCGACUCCGAACUUUCCGAUGCGACGGACCAAUUCGAUGCCCGGCACUCCGCGUCGUCGUCGUCGCGAGACCAUUACGGUUACGGUAGGCGAAAAAAGGGCAGAAAGUCGAGAGAUUAACUGCUAUUUUCAGCCGAUAAAAGCGACGAGCUCUUCACGUCUGGACAAAUACACUCCGAUGCCGAUGGAGGGCGAAACUCCACUGGAGAACCGGGCGAGUCGGCUGAGACGGAUGAAGUUGGAGGAGACGAUGGGACGAUUGAACAACUCGUCGUUCGGAUCCUCCUCUUUUCUAUUCUAA
Molecule: messenger RNA, 934 nt
Organism: Caenorhabditis sp. 36 PRJEB53466
Lineage: Eukaryota; Metazoa; Nematoda; Chromadorea; Rhabditida; Rhabditidae
Source: the annotation of a GenBank genome assembly